GGGACAAAAAUCUUUGAGCUGUGCAAGAGUCCAACUGCCCAGUGCUGGCUUUUAUCACUCGCUGGGACAAGGAUCACGUGGAGAGGCGGGGAGUCAGCCCUGCAGAGCCCAGGUGGCAUCGUGGUGUUUGUUGGUGCUGGGGUCUGGGAGCUUCUGGCCCGAUGGCAUCCGUAACCCAGCAGCAGAUCCAGAAGUUCCACAAGGAUGGCUUCCUCGUCCUGGAGCAGUUCUUCAGCGCAGAGGAGUGUGACAGCAUGAGGAGCCAGAUCCAGAGGAUCGUGGCGGAGAUGGAAGUGCCGCCGCACUGCCGCACCGCCUUCUCCACCAGGGAGGAGGAGCAGCUCCAGGAGCAGGGCAGCUCAGAUUAUUUCCUAACCAGUGGAGACAAGAUUAGAUUCUUCUUUGAGAAAGGUGUUUUGGAUGAGAAAGGUAACUUUCUAAUUCCGAAGGAGAAGUCUAUCAGCAAGAUUGGCCAUGCUCUACAUGCUUAUGACCCUGUCUUCAAGCAAAUCACCCACUCCCCCAAGGUGCAGGAACUGGGAAGAAAGCUGGGCCUUGAGAGACCAGUAGUUGUGCAGAGCAUGUAUAUCUUCAAGCAACCUGGCAUUGGUGGUGAAGUGACACCACACCAGGAUGCCAGUUUCCUGCACACGGAGCCCCUGGGCAGGAUCCUGGGGUUCUGGAUUGCCCUGGAAGAUGCCACACAGGAGAAUGGCUGUCUGUGGUUCAUCCCUGGCUCUCACACCAAUGGGAUUGCCAGGCGGAUGGUCCGUGCAGCUGCAGGUGCCUCAACAUGUGUGGAGUUCGUAGGCUCAGAGCCAGCCUACGAUGACAAGCAGUUCAUACCCCUGCCCAUAAGGAAAGGUGGACUCAUCCUCAUCCAUGGCGAGGUUGUCCAUAAGAGUGAACUCAACAGCUCUGAGUCUUCUCGCCACGCCUUCACCUUCCACGUGAUGGAAGCCAAAGGCACCACCUGGAGCAAAGAGAACUGGCUCCAGCCAACUCCUGAACUGCCUUUUCCAUCACUCUACACUUGAAGUUAGCGACUGGCUUGUGGAGUCAAUAGCUGAUCAAUAUUCCUUUCUGAUUGUUCAUUCACGGUCUGUUUAAAAACAACCUUCACUAGAUCAGCUCUCAAUGUUAAUUUCUCCUCCUCCUCAAAACCAGGACCAUUUUCACAGCCCAAAGCUGCAGUGGACAGAAGCUUCUACUGCAGCAGGAGCCCUGCCAGUGUGAGAGUAGUCACCCAGUCCUUUUGGUAAGGAAACACCUUCAGUCUUGAAAACAAACCAGUUAAGACCAUUGCACCUUGACUGGGACCACUUAGCAAGUACUUCUCCUUGCAGAUACUCAGUAUUUUCUCAGAAUAUACAUAGUAUUUUCUAAGUUUAAGAACUUAAGUGCAUUUCUUGGCUGGUCGACUCCAGCAAUGCAGGUGAACAUGUUGUGGGGAGAAGUUUGAUUUUCACCCGUAGUUUUCUCUCUUAUUGUUGGAAUAACAGUGAUUUAAAACAAUCUUGUUGUGGGUGAAAUGAAGCAAGAGGUCUGCUUUUUAUAAUCAAUCUUUUAAAUACUCCUGGCAAACAGUAGCUGAGUGUUUCAUCUCUGAGUGUGAUAAAAAAUACAACAGUUUUUAAAGAUUCAUGUUGAAAUGAUGGAAACAACCUCAAUCAAACUCUUUACACUUAAAUAAAAAGAUAGAAAUUCUUCUUUUCA
Molecule: messenger RNA, 1716 nt
Organism: Motacilla alba alba
Lineage: Eukaryota; Metazoa; Chordata; Aves; Passeriformes; Motacillidae
Gene: PHYHD1
Product: phytanoyl-CoA dioxygenase domain containing 1
Exons: 11
Coding region: 162-1037 (291 amino acids)
Source: RefSeq, a predicted model, not a curated record